Molecule: messenger RNA, 2866 nt
Organism: Pelobates fuscus (common spadefoot toad)
Lineage: Eukaryota; Metazoa; Chordata; Amphibia; Anura; Pelobatidae
Product: heat shock protein HSP 90-alpha-like
Exons: 11
Coding region: 359-2554 (731 amino acids)
Biological process (GO): protein stabilization; protein folding; cellular response to heat
Cellular component (GO): neuronal cell body; plasma membrane; protein-containing complex
Molecular function (GO): ATP-dependent protein folding chaperone; disordered domain specific binding; ATP hydrolysis activity
Source: RefSeq, a predicted model, not a curated record
CCCGAUACAGAACAAGCCAUUUCCCCUCUCCCGAUACAGGACAAGCCAUUUCCCCUCUCCCGAUACAGAACAAGCCAUUUCCCCUCUCCCGAUACAGGACAAGCCAUUUCCCCUCUCCCGAUACAGGACAAGCCAUUUCCCCUCUCCCGACACAGGACAAGCCAUUUCCCCUCUCCCGACACAGGACAAGCCAUUUCCCCUCUCCCGACACAGGACAAGCCACAUCACCUAUCCCGAUACUGGACGACAUAGACCCUUAUCCCGAUAGUGGACCAGCUAUAAUCUAUCCUGAUACAGGAGCAUCCUACCGAAUCACGAUCUGUGAUAGAACACAUCCCAGCAUAAGGAAACCGACAAGAUGCCCGAGGAUAUCAAAACUCUUCCUGGUCAGGCGAUGGAGGAAGAAGUGGAGACAUUUGCAUUUCAGGCAGAAAUUGCCCAACUUAUGUCUCUUAUCAUAAAUACCUUCUACUCCAAUAAGGAAAUCUUCGUACGAGAAAUUAUCUCCAACUCUUCUGAUGCUCUGGAUAAAAUCCGCUAUGAGAGUCUGACUGACCCGAGUAAAAUGGAUUCUGGCAAAGAACUGAAAAUUGACUUGAUUCCAAACAAACAGGAUCGCAGCAUCACAAUUAUUGACACUGGCAUUGGGAUGACCAAAGCAGAUCUUAUUAACAACCUGGGUACUAUUGCAAAAUCUGGAACCAAAGCUUUCAUGGAGGCUCUGCAAGCAGGGGCUGAUAUUUCCAUGAUUGGCCAGUUUGGUGUUGGCUUCUACUCAGCCUACCUUGUUGCAGAGAAAGUUACGGUGAUCACCAAGCACAAUGAUGACGAGCAGUACGCCUGGGAGUCUUCAGCUGGUGGAUCAUUCACUGUCAGAUUAGACAACAGCGAGCCAAUUGGCCGUGGCACAAAGGUUAUUUUGCACCUAAAAGAAGAUCAGACAGAAUAUUUGGAGGAAAAGAGAAUAAAAGAAAUUGUAAAGAAACACUCACAGUUCAUUGGAUAUCCAAUAACUUUGUAUGUGGAAAAGCAACGAGAGAAGGAGAUCAGUGAUGAUGAAGGCGAAGAUAUAGCAGAAGACAAAAAGGUGGAUGAGAAAGUGGGAGAAGAAGAAAAGCCUGAAAUUGAGGAUGUGGGCUCUGAUGAGGAGGAGGAUGAAAAGAAAGGGGGAAAGAAGAAGAAGACUAAGAAGAUAAAAGAAAAGUAUAUUGAUCAAGAGGAACUGAAUAAGACCAAGCCCAUCUGGACCAGAAAUCCUGAUGACAUUACUGCGGAGGAGUACGGAGAAUUCUACAAAAGUUUGACAAAUGACUGGGAGGAUCACCUGGCUGUUAAACAUUUCUCUGUAGAGGGACAGUUAGAAUUCCGGGCGCUGUUGUUCGCCCCACGAAGAGCAGCAUUUGACCUGUUUGAGAACAAAAGGAAGAAAAAUAACAUAAAAUUGUAUGUGCGUAGAGUCUUUAUCAUGGACAGCUGUGAGGAACUGAUCCCUGAAUAUCUCAAUUUCAUGAAAGGAGUGGUGGAUUCUGAGGAUCUACCUCUGAACAUAUCCCGUGAGAUGCUCCAGCAGAGCAAAAUCCUCAAAGUGAUCAGGAAGAACUUGGUGAAAAAAUGUUUAGAACUAUUUACUGAGCUGGCAGAAGACAAAGACAACUACAAAAAGUUUUAUGAACAGUUUUCCAAGAAUAUAAAGCUUGGAAUUCACGAAGACUCACAGAAUCGUAAGAAAAUGUCUGAACUUUUACGUUACUUUUCCUCCGCUUCUGGAGAUGAGAUGAUCUCACUCACAGAUUAUGUCUCACGCAUGAAGGAAAAUCAGAAACACAUCUAUUAUAUCACAGGGGAAUCAAAGGACCAGGUGGCUAAUUCAGCCUUUGUGGAAAGACUUCGGAAACACGGUCUGGAGGUGCUGUACAUGACGGAGCCUAUUGACGAGUACUGUAUCCAACAACUGAAAGAAUUUGAUGGGAAAACAUUGGUUUCCGUCACUAAAGAAGGUAUGGAACUUCCUGAAGAUGAGGAGGAGAAAAAGCUAAAAGAGGAGAAAAAAGCCAAGUUUGAGAAUCUCUGCAAGUUAAUAAAGGACAUUUUGGAUAAGAAAAUAGAGAAGGUGGUGAUAUCAAAUCGUUUGGUUGAAUCCCCUUGCUGUAUAGUGACCAGUACAUAUGGUUGGACUGCCAACAUGGAGCGUAUCAUGAAGGCUCAGGCCCUUAGAGACAAUUCGACAAUGGGUUACAUGGCUGCCAAAAAACACCUGGAGAUCAACCCAGAUCAUUCAAUCAUUGAGACACUGAGGCAGAAAGCUGAGGCUGAUAAGAAUGACAAGUCUGUAAAGGAUCUAGUAAUUCUUCUCUUUGAAACUGCACUCCUGUCAUCUGGAUUCAGCCUGGAAGAUCCACAGACACAUUCUAACCGCAUUUACAGAAUGAUCAAACUUGGCUUAGGAAUUGAUGAAGAUGAGUCCAGUCUAGAAGAACAGGCAAGUCCAGUACUGGAGGAACUGCCACCCUUGGAAGGAGAAGAGGAUUCAUCUAGAAUGGAAGAAGUUGAUUAAUUUUGCUGACGACUUUACUCCUAUUCACUGUUGCUGGUGUUAUCAGAUGUGAAUAUCUUUCCUAGAACUAUUGAAUAUACAUCUCCUGAGGAGAGUGCCUGACUAUAAGAUUUUCUUAUAAAAUAAAAAUUUUUGGGCUAUGUGUUUAUUAAUAUGUCCUCAGCUGGAACUGUUAGUUGCCAUAGAGAAGAAUGUAUAGAUUAUUGCAGUAUUUCACAAAUGCACCUUUUAUUGUUUUUGUAUUUUAGUUUGUGUGAUUGGUUUAUGGGUUUUUGUGUGAUGUAUCUGCUGCCAAAUUAUUUAAGAUUGUUA